AUGCCUGGGCAGGUCACCACUGAAGCAACAGAGGAACCAGCUGUGGCCACCACGGUCCUUGCAGAAACGUCAUCUUCUGCUCCAGGGACAAGACCAACUUCUGCCAGCACCUCCGCUCUUCCCGUGAGCUCGACUCUGGAGAUCACUUCCCCAGCUCUCACCACAACUACACCCAGCACCAGCACGGUGUUGCCGACAGCCUCAACUGCUGCUGGUCAGGUCACAUCCACAGCUGAGUCCACCACUGUGUCCAGCCCCACAAGUCCAGAAGGCACCACCUUGGCUGUGCAGUCCACGUCUCAGCCUCAGUCUACGGCUUCAGCCUCUUCCGCUCGGCCACGGACAUCUCCACUUGUGACAACUUCUACAGGCAUUUUUUCCAGAGUUGAGAGUUCGAGCACAUCUCCUUCCGUGACGAAUUCACACCAAGUUUUCUCUACUUUUAAUACCUUUACUACAGAGACAUCUCACACAUCUUCUCUUGGUCUGAGCAGCACAACCGAAUUGGAAACUACAGGAAUCCCUCACAGCAGUCUUGGUUUCAAACAUACUUCCACCCAGCCACCUACAAGAACACCUGCCAACCUUGAGCGUUUCACAGUCAACUUCACCAUCACCAACCUCCCCUACUCUUCCGACCUGGAGAAUCCUGACUCGGCCAGGUUCAAAGCUACACAGAAGGUUAUGAAAACACUGCUUGACAACUUGCUGAAGGAAAGCAGCAUUGGCCCUGAUUUCCAUGGAUGUGUGACAACUGCCUUCAGGCCAGGCAGUCACAGGGACGAGACCCGGGUGGACGCCGUGUGCACCUACAGCAAGGAGCCCUGGGCUGCGCCUUUGGACAGGGUGGGGCUGUACCACCAAGUGAGCAACAAGACCAGAGGCAUCACCCAGCUGGGCCCCUACAGCCUGGACAAGGACAGCCUCUACGUCAACGGAUACAACGAGCAGCCAGUGCUGACCACUCCCACCCAGCUGCCAACAACAACAGCUGCCAUUUCCCUUGAGCGUUUCACUGUCAACUUCACCAUCACCAACCUCCCCUACUCCUCCGACCUGGAGAAUCCUGACUCAGCCAAGUUCAAAGCUACACAGAAGGUUAUGAACACUCUGCUCGACCGCCUGCUGAAGGAAAGCAGCAUUGGCCCUACGUUCCAAGGAUGUGAAACAACAGACUUCAGGCCGGGCACUCACAGGGACGAGACCCGGGUGGACGCCGUGUGCACCUACAGCAAGGAGCCCUGGGCUGCGCCUUUGGACAGGGUGGGGCUGUACCACCAAGUGAGCAACAAGACCAGAGGCAUCACCCAGCUGGGCCCCUACAGCCUGGACAAGGACAGCCUCUACGUCAACGGAUACAACGAGCAGCCACUGCUGACCACUCCUACCCAGCCGCCAACAACAACAGCUGCUGCCCUUGAGCAUUUCACCAUCAACUUCACCAUCACCAACCUCCCCUACUCCUCCGACCUGGAGAAUCCUGACUCGGCCAGGUUAAGAGCUACACAAAGGGUUAUGAACACUCUGCUUGACCGCCUGCUGAAGGAGAGCAGCAUUGGCCCUGUUUUCCAAGGAUGUGAGACAACAGACUUCAGGCCAGGCAGUCACAGGGACGAGACCCGGGUGGACGCCGUGUGCACCUACAGCAAGGAGCCCUGGGCUGCGCCUUUGGACAGGGUGGGGCUGUACCACCAAGUGAGCAACAAGACCAGAGGCAUCACCCAGCUGGGCCCCUACAGCCUGGACAAGGACAGCCUCUACGUCAACGGAUACAACGAGCAGCCAGUGCUGACCACUCCCACCCAGCCGCCAACAACAACAGCUGCUGCCCUUGAGCAUUUCACCGUCAACUUCACCAUCACCAACCUCCCCUACUCUUCCGACCUGGAGAAUCCUGACUCGGCCAAGUUCAGAGCUACACGGAAGGUUAUGAACACUCUGCUUGACCGCCUGCUGAAGGAGAGCAGCAUUGGCCCUGUUUUCCAAGGAUGUGAGACAACAGACUUCAGGCCAGGCAGUCACAGGGACGAGACCCGGGUGGACGCCGUGUGCACCUACAGCAAGGAGCCCUGGGCUGCGCCUUUGGACAGGGUGGGGCUGUACCACCAAGUGAGCAACAAGACCAGAGGCAUCACCCAGCUGGGCCCCUACAGCCUGGACAAGGACAGCCUCUACGUCAACGGAUACAACGAGCAGCCAGUGCUGACCACUCCCACCCAACCAUCAACAUCAGCCAUUUCCCUUGAGCAUUUCACCGUCAACUUCACCAUCACCAACCUCCCCUACACAUCAGACCUGGAGAAUCCUGACUCGGCCAGGUUCAGAGCUACUCAAAGGGUUAUGAACACUCUGCUUGACCGCCUGCUGAAGGAAAGCAGCAUUGGCCCUGUUUUCCAAGGAUGUGAGACAACAGACUUCAGGCCAGGCAGUCACAGGGACGAGACCCGGGUGGACGCCGUGUGCACCUACAGCAAGGAGCCCUGGGCUGCGCCUUUGGACAGGGUGGGGCUGUACCACCAAGUGAGCAACAAGACCAGAGGCAUCACCCAGCUGGGCCCCUACAGCCUGGACAAGGACAGCCUCUACGUCAACGGAUACAACGAGCAGCCAGUGCUGACCAGUGAGUACCUCACAGGAGUGGGAUGGGAUCAGAAACCCACAUGCGCUCAGCUGGGACCUACCCUGAGACAUCUGCACUUGUCCAUGCAGAUCUCUGACACCUUGGCUCUUGCCCUUUAUCACUCCAUAUUUGUGCUUUUUCCAGCUCCCACUCAGCCGCCAACAACAACAGCUGCUGCCCUUGAGCAUUUCACCGUCAACUUCACCAUCACCAACCUCCCCUACUCUUCCGACCUGGAGAAUCCUGACUCGGCCAAGUUCAGAGCUACUCGAAGGGUUAUGAACAUGAUGCUCAACCGCCUGCUGAAGGAGAGCAGCAUUGGCCCUGUUUUCCAAGGAUGUGAAACAGACUUCAGGCCAGGCAGUCACAGGGACGAGACCCGGGUGGACGCCGUGUGCACCUACAGCAAGGAGCCCUGGGCUGCGCCUUUGGACAGGGUGGGGCUGUACCACCAAGUGAGCAACAAGACCAGAGGCAUCACCCAGCUGGGCCCCUACAGCCUGGACAAGGACAGCCUCUACGUCAACGGAUACAACGAGCAGCCAGUGCUGACCACUCCCACCCAACCAUCAACAUCAGCCAUUUCCCUUGAGCAUUUCACCGUCAACUUCACCAUCACCAACCUCCCCUACACAUCAGACCUGGAGAAUCCUGACUCGGCCAGGUUCAGAGCUACUCAAAGGGUUAUGAACACCCUGCUUGACCGCCUGCUGAAGGAAAGCAGCAUUGGCCCUGUUUUCCAAGGAUGUGAGACAACAGACUUCAGGCCAGGCAGUCACAGGGACGAGACCCGGGUGGACGCCGUGUGCACCUACAGCAAGGAGCCCUGGGCUGCGCCUUUGGACAGGGUGGGGCUGUACCACCAAGUGAGCAACAAGACCAGAGGCAUCACCCAGCUGGGCCCCUACAGCCUGGACAAGGACAGCCUCUACGUCAACGGAUACAACGAGCAGCCAGUGCUGACCACUCCCACCAAUGCACCAACAACAACAGCUGCUGCCCUUGAGCGCUUCACCAUCAACUUCACCACCACCAACCUCCCCUACUCUUCCGAGCUGGAGAAUCCUGACUCAGCCAAGUUCAAAGCUACACAGAAGGUUAUGAACACUCUGCUCGACCGCCUGCUGAAGGAAAGCAGCAUUGGCCCUGCUUUCCAAGGAUGUGAAACAACAGACUUCAGGCCAGGCAGUCACAGGGACGAGACCCGGGUGGACGCCGUGUGCACCUACAGCAAGGAGCCCUGGGCUGCGCCUUUGGACAGGGUGGGGCUGUACCACCAAGUGAGCAACAAGACCAGAGGCAUCACCCAGCUGGGCCCCUACAGCCUGGACAAGGACAGCCUCUACGUCAACGGAUACAACGAGCAGCCAGUGCUGACCACUCCCACCCAGCCGCCAACAACAACAGCUGCUGCCCUUGAGCGCUUCACCAUCAACUUCACCAUCACCAACCUCCCCUACUCUUCCGACCUGGAGAAUCCUGACUCGGCCAAGUUCAGAGCUACACGGAAGGUUAUGAACACUCUGCUCGACCGCCUGCUGAAGGAAAGCAGCAUUGGCCCUGUUUUCCAAGGAUGUGAGACAACAGACUUCAGGCCAGGCAGUCACAGGGACGAGACCCGGGUGGACGCCGUGUGCACCUACAGCAAGGAGCCCUGGGCUGCGCCUUUGGACAGGGUGGGGCUGUACCACCAAGUGAGCAACAAGACCAGAGGCAUCACCCAGCUGGGCCCCUACAGCCUGGACAAGGACAGCCUCUACGUCAACGGAUACAACGAGCAGCCAGUGCUGACCACUCCUACCCAGCCACUAACAACAACAGCUGCUGCCCUUGAGCGCUUCACUGUCAACUUCACCAUCACCAACCUCCCCUACUCUUCUGACCUGGAGAAUCCUGACUCGGCCAAGUUCAGAGCUACUCGAAGGGUUAUGAACAUGAUGCUCGACCGCCUGCUGAAGAAAAGCAGCAUUGGCCCUGCUUUCCAAGGAUGUGAGACAACAAAUUUCAGGCCAGGCAGUCACAGGGACGAGACCCGGGUGGACGCCGUGUGCACCUACAGCAAGGAGCCCUGGGCUGCGCCUUUGGACAGGGUGGGGCUGUACCACCAAGUGAGCAACAAGACCAGAGGCAUCACCCAGCUGGGCCCCUACAGCCUGGACAAGGACAGCCUCUACGUCAACGGAUACAACGAGCAGCCAGUGCUGACCAGUGAGCAGACCUCUGACACCUUGGCUCUUGCCCUUUGUCACUCCAUAUUUGUGCUUUUUCCAGCUCCCACUCAGCCGCCAACAACAACAGCUGCUGCCCUUGAGCAUUUCACCGUCAACUUCACCAUCACCAACCUCCCCUACUCUUCCGACCUGGAGAAUCCUGACUCGGCCAAGUUCAGAGCUACACGGAAGGUUAUGAACACUCUGCUCGACCGCCUGCUGAAGGAGAGCAGCAUUGGCCCUGUUUUCCAAGGAUGUGAGACAACAGACUUCAGGCCAGGCAGUCACAGGGACGAGACCCGGGUGGACGCCGUGUGCACCUACAGCAAGGAGCCCUGGGCUGCGCCUUUGGACAGGGUGGGGCUGUACCACCAAGUGAGCAACAAGACCAGAGGCAUCACCCAGCUGGGCCCCUACAGCCUGGACAAGGACAGCCUCUACGUCAACGGAUACAACGAGCAGCCAGUGCUGACCACUCCCACCCAUCCACCAACAACAACAGCUGCCAUUUCCCUUGAGCAUUUCACUGUGAACUUCACCAUCACCAACCUCCCCUACUCUUCCGACCUGGAGAAUCCUGACUCAGCCAAGUUCAGAGCUACUCGAAGGGUUAUGAACAUGAUGCUCGACCGCCUGCUGAAGGAAAGCAGCAUUGGCCCUGCUUUCCAAGGAUGUGAGACAACAAAUUUCAGGCCAGGCAGUCACAGGGACGAGACCCGGGUGGACGCCGUGUGCACCUACAGCAAGGAGCCCUGGGCUGCGCCUUUGGACAGGGUGGGGCUGUACCACCAAGUGAGCAACAAGACCAGAGGCAUCACCCAGCUGGGCCCCUACAGCCUGGACAAGGACAGCCUCUACGUCAACGGAUACAACGAGCAGCCACUGCUGACCACUCCCACCCAGCCGCCAACAACAACAGCUGCUGCCCUGAAGCAUUUCACCGUCAACUUCACCAUCACCAACCUCCCCUACUCUUCCGACCUGGAGAAUCCUGACUCGGCCAAGUUCAGAGCUACACGGAAGGUUAUGAACACUCUGCUCGACCGCCUGCUGAAGGAGAGCAGCAUUGGCCCUGUUUUCCAAGGAUGUGAGACAACAGACUUCAGGCCAGGCAGUCACAGGGACGAGACCCGGGUGGACGCCGUGUGCACCUACAGCAAGGAGCCCUGGGCUGCGCCUUUGGACAGGGUGGGGCUGUACCACCAAGUGAGCAACAAGACCAGAGGCAUCACCCAGCUGGGCCCCUACAGCCUGGACAAGGACAGCCUCUACGUCAACGGAUACAACGAGCAGCCACUGCUGACCACUCACACCAAUGCACCAACAACAACAGCUGCUGCCCUUGAGCAUUUCACCGUCAACUUCACCACCACCAACCUCCCCUACUCUUCCGAGCUGGAGAAUCCUGACUCAGCCAAGUUCAAAGCUACACAGAAGGUUAUGAACACUCUGCUCGACCGCCUGCUGAAGGAAAGCAGCAUUGGCCCUGCUUUCCAAGGAUGUGAAACAACAGACUUCAGGCCAGGCAGUCACAGGGACGAGACCCGGGUGGACGCCGUGUGCACCUACAGCAAGGAGCCCUGGGCUGCGCCUUUGGACAGGGUGGGGCUGUACCACCAAGUGAGCAACAAGACCAGAGGCAUCACCCAGCUGGGCCCCUACAGCCUGGACAAGGACAGCCUCUACGUCAACGGAUACAACGAGCAGCCACUGCUGACCACUCCCACCCAUCCACCAACAACAGCUGCCAUUUCCCCUGAGCAUUUCACUGUCAACUUCACCAUCACCAACCUCCCCUACUCUUCCGACCUGGAGAAUCCUGACUCAGCCAAGUUCAGAGCUACUCGAAGGGUUAUGAACAUGAUGCUCGACCGCCUGCUGAAGGAAAGCAGCAUUGGCCCUGCUUUCCAAGGAUGUGAGACAACAAAUUUCAGGCCAGGCAGUCACAGGGACGAGACCCGGGUGGACGCCGUGUGCACCUACAGCAAGGAGCCCUGGGCUGCGCCUUUGGACAGGGUGGGGCUGUACCACCAAGUGAGCAACAAGACCAGAGGCAUCACCCAGCUGGGCCCCUACAGCCUGGACAAGGACAGCCUCUACGUCAACGGAUACAACGAGCAGCCAGUGCUGACCAGUGAGCAGGGAUCGUGCCUGUCUUUCCCCAUGCAGACUGGAACUAUCACAAGACCUCUGUACUUGUGCAGGCCCAUCUCUGACACCUUGGCUCUUGCCCUUUGUUACUCCAUAUUUGUGCUUUUUCCAGCUCCCACCCAUCCAUCAACAACAACAGCUGCUGCCCUGGAGCAUUUCACCGUCAACUUCACCACCACCAACCUCCCCUACUCUUCCGACCUGGAGAAUCCUGACUCGGCCAAGUUCAGAGCUACUCGGAGGGUUAUGAACAUGAUGCUUGACCGCCUGCUGAAGGAAAGCAGCAUUGGCCCUGCUUUCCAUGGUUGUGAAGCAACUGACUUCAGCCUUAAAGGGAAAACUGUGCAGAGGAGGGUUCUGAAGGAGGUUGCUGUGUUUUGCAGGCCAGGCAGUCACAGGGACGAGACCCGGGUGGACGCCGUGUGCACCUACAGCAAGGAGCCCUGGGCUGCGCCUUUGGACAGGGUGGGGCUGUACCACCAAGUGAGCAACAAGACCAGAGGCAUCACCCAGCUGGGCCCCUACAGCCUGGACAAGGACAGCCUCUACGUCAACGGAUACAACGAGCAGCCAAUGCUGACCACUCCCACCCAUCCAUCAACAACAACAGCUGCCAUUUCCCUUGAGCAUUUCACUGUGAACUUCACCAUCACCAACCUCCCCUACUCUUCCGACCUGGAGAAUCCUGACUCGGCCAAGUUCAGAGCUACACGAAGGGUUAUGAACUUGAUGCUCGACCGCCUGCUGAAGGAAAGCAGCAUUGGCCCUGCUUUCCAAGGAUGUGAAACAACCGACUUCAGGCCAGGCAGUCACAGGGACGAGACCCGGGUGGACGCCGUGUGCACCUACAGCAAGGAGCCCUGGGCUGCGCCUUUGGACAGGGUGGGGCUGUACCACCAAGUGAGCAACAAGACCAGAGGCAUCACCCAGCUGGGCCCCUACAGCCUGGACAAGGACAGCCUCUACGUCAACGGUCAUCAUGAAGUGCAGCCUGGACUAUCUGCUGAUCAAAGCACCCAACCUCUGGCACCAGCAGUAAAGAACUUCACCCUGAACUUCACCAUAACCAACCUCCAGUUCAGUGCAGAUCUGCAGAAUCCCAGUUCCAGGAGAUUCAAGUCAACAGAAAAAGUCAUGUACCACUAUGUUGAUCCUUUACUCCAAAGGAGCAGCAUUGGCCCAGCUUACAUUGGCUGCAAAGUAAUGGCAUUCAGGUCCACGAAGAACAGGGAUGACACAGGAGUAGAUGCUAUGUGCAGCUACAGGGAUGAGCCUUCAGAUCCCAAAUUCAACAGAACAACUGUUUACCGUGAGCUGAGCAAAAUGACCAGUGGCAUCACCAAGCUGGGACACUACAGCCUCAACAGCCAGAGCCUCUACGUCAAUGGUUACAAUGAAGCUCACAGUCUAUCCUCAGUAAAAUCAACCACCACACAAAGCCCAGGGGCAACCACGGAGCACUUCACCCUGAACCUCACCAUAACCAACCUCAUGUUCACCACAGACCUGCAGACACCAAACUCCCGCAAAUUCCGCUCCACCGAGAAAAUAAUGAAACACUACAUUGACUCCCUGCUUCAGAAGAGCAGCAUUGGCCCUCAUUUCACUGGCUGCAAAGUGAUGGGAUUCGGGCCUGAGAAGAACAGGGAUAGCACAGGAGUGGACACCACCUGCAGCUACAGAAAGGACUCCCAGGUGCCCAAGUUUAACCCAGCUGAGGUUUACCAAGAGCUGAAGGGAAUGACAAGUGGCAUCACCAAGCUGGGAAUCUACAGCCUGGACAAAAAGAGCCUCUAUGUCAAUGGUUACAACGAACCCCUUGAGAGAGCACCCCGGAGCACCACAGCUGCACCAAAACCAACAUCCAGGAAUUUCACACUUAACUUCACCUUGACCAACCUCCGCUACACUGCAGACCUGGCUGCCCCAAAUUCCCGCAGGUUCCUCUCCACGGUGAAAGUUAUGAACCACUACCUUGACCCUCUUUUCAAGAGGAGCAGCAUAAGCUCUGCCUACACAGGAUGUAAAGCCAUGAGAUUUAGGUCUGGAAGGCACAGGGAUGACACCAAAGUGGACGCUGUGUGCAGCUACAGGGACAAUGCCAGCCUGGCCAGGUUUGACAGAGAAAAGCUUUACCAGGAGCUGAGCACCAUGACAAACAACGUCACCAAACUGGGCCACUACAGCCUGGACAGCAGCAGCCUGUACGUCGAUGGUUUCACCCUCACAGGCACAGCUGCCACCAAAAAGCCUCUCCUGACUGCAGCCAAACAGGGCUACAGGCUGAGCUUUAGAAUAGUCAAUGAAAACCUCACCAACCCUGACUCUCAGUCUCCAGAAUACAGAGCAGCAGUAGAAAGCAUCACCAACAAGAUGAAUCACUUGUACCGUCAGAGCGACCUGAGGGACCAGUUCUUGACCUGCAGGAUCACCAGGCUGAGGCCUGGAUCCAUAGUGGUGGACUGCCAGUGCUUCUUCCAGCCCCACCCCAACAUCAGCAGGGCCGUGGUUGAAAGGACUUUCCAGGACAGGACCUCCAACCCCACGGGGCUGUGGCUGGGGAGCAGCUACCGACUGCAGGAAUUCUCCGUGGACACCUUGGAACUCUCAGUUGAGGCAGCAACUCACAAGACACCCCUCGAGUCCGGCAAGGAAAACUUCGGAUUAAAUUUCCGAAUCUCCAACCUUCCCUACUCGCCAGAACUGCAGGAUGCCAGCUCCCAGAUGUACCAAGAGAACAAAGAGAAGAUUGAGAAAGAGCUCGAGGUAUUCAGGAACAGCCACCUCAAGGACCAAUUUGUUGGCUGCACAGUGGAGAGAUUUGGGCCUGUCCACGGCAAAGGACACACAGAGGUUGCCUCAAUCUGCAAAUUCACCCCGGAUCCCCUCUCAGGGAGUUUGCAAGAGCAGGAGGUGUUUGAGGAGCUGAAACUCCUGACCCAGGGCUUCACCAGGCUGGGCCCCAGCUAUGAGCUGGAGAAGCAGAGUCUGGAGGUAGAAGGUUACUCUCCACUCAAGACAGAUGAACCAGAGCCCACAAGAUCUGAGCUUCAGUUCUGGGCCAUCAUCCUCAUCUGCCUUUUCACCCUGCUGGGCUUCAUCCUCCUCCUCUUGUUGUGCUUCCUGGUCCUCUCCUGCCUGAGGAGGAAGUCUCACCUGUACCAGGUGCAGCAGGGCCUCUAUGGGUUGUACUUCCCCCACCUGAGCACAGGGAAGGUUCACUGACACCUCAGCUUGGUCUUCCCAGACCUGUUCGUCCACUGAUGAAGGAAAAAAUAGCUACAAAAACUAGAAAACAUUUCUUUUAUAAAUUAUUUCAGCGUUUCCUCUUGCCUUGAGACAAAUCUUUGCACUAUUGCCAUGAUUCUUUUCAUACUCCAGGAGACUGCCAACAGCGCAGGUGCUGAGGAAAGUAUUUUUCUAAGCACUGCAGUGUUUUAUAUAAAUAUAAUUUUUUAUAUAAAUAUUACACAACCAAAGGAAAAUAAAAGCUACCAGGAGCUGCAGUUUGCAAAGCCCUUCAGUGUUAACGUCAGUUUUCUGAAAAAGACUUAAAAUUAUACUAAUUUAGAGUAUUUUGGGGACUGACUGUUGUAGACUUAGAAAUCCCACCUAGAUUUUAGCUUUUUCACCACUGAGCUUUAAAAAUGUAAAUAUCUUAAUUCAAAUAUUUCAUCUAUUUAUAAUUAUGACAUCAUGAUUUAAAGAGAUUUGUUGUUAAAUCUGAGUGUGGCACAGCCAGGCUGUGUUUUUUGAGAUUGCUGCUGAUUUCAGUUCAAUAAAUGCCACAUUUUA
Prinia subflava (tawny-flanked prinia) is the source of this 10776-nucleotide messenger RNA. It is a transcript of the gene MUC16, whose product is annotated as mucin 16, cell surface associated. The transcript is spliced from 89 exons. The record is from RefSeq and is a predicted model, not a curated record. Lineage: Eukaryota; Metazoa; Chordata; Aves; Passeriformes; Cisticolidae. Bases 1 to 10206 code for a protein of 3401 amino acids.